Messenger RNA from Ostreobium quekettii, 888 nucleotides. The record is from the annotation of a GenBank genome assembly. NCBI's taxonomy places the organism in Eukaryota, Viridiplantae, Chlorophyta, Ulvophyceae, Bryopsidales, Ostreobiaceae.
AUGGUGACCCUUCAGCAGUUCGCCAAGGCCGUGGAGUCGUUCCAGGCGGCUUUCAAGAGCAAGAAGUACGAGCAAUGCUCUGCCCUUCUGACGAAACUGAAGAUCACGAUGACCGAAUUCACAAGUCUGCCUCCCAUCUGUGAGAAGACACCUUCUGCAUCACAAGAAAAUGCCCUCGCACGUGAUGUGCUUGAGCACGCUGUGCUGCUGAGCAUCAAAUUGGAGGAUGAAGAAGCGUUUGAGCGCAAUUUUCUUCAGUUGCAAACCUACUACACUGAUCAGAGGGAACUGCUGCCGCCCUCCAAGAAUGAAUACAUGAUCGUGGGCCUCAACCUUGUGCGGCUUUUGGUGCAGAACUGCACGGCCGAAUUUCACACAGAGCUGGAGAUGAUCGCCCCCAAGGUGCAACAACAGGACGUUUACAUCAAGCACGCCAUCCAGCUGGAGCAAUGGCUCAUGGAAGGUGCUUACAACAAAGUGCUCAGAUGUAAACAGAACCUCACGGAGUACUACAGCUAUUUUCUGGACCAGCUGGUGACAACGAUGAGGGACGAGAUCGCUGGUUGCUGUGAGAAAGCAUACACGCAAUUGAAGGUCUCUGAUGCGAAAGAUCUCAUGAUGUUCAAGAGUGACAAGGAAGUGCUGGCUUUCGCAAAAGAGAUGGUUGAGAAGCAGAAGCAGUUGAGAGAGGAGCAGAGCAUGGUGGAGGACGACGACCCAAUGGAUGAGGGCAUUGUUGGCGAUCAGGACGCAAAGUCCAUUUGGGAAGUCGAGAAUGGCUACAUCAGGUUUCAGCCUGAGGCGGACGCCAGAAGAAAAGACGUGUCGUCCAUGGAGCUGAUCAAGAAGGCACUGAUUUACGCCAAGGAGCUCGAACGGAUCGUGUGA